GCGAGCGGCUGAGGCGGGCGGGGAAGCGGCGGCGGCGGCAGCACCGGCCGGAGGUGGCGGAGAUGGAGCCGGGAUACGGCGGAUACGGCACCUGGAGCACCGGGGCCUCCGGCACCCAGGGUUCCUACGCCACGAACACGAGCUGGCAAGGCUACGAGGGCUAUGAGUUCUACACCCCGCCCAGCUCGGCGCCGACGCCGCCGGGAGCCUCCUACGGCUACGGGGGAGGGGCGGCCCCGGGCGGCUCCUGGGACCCCCCCAAGGGCGCCGAGCUGGGGCUGGGACCCGGAGAGGGACCCUCGGGAUCGGGAUCAGGAGGCACCUUUGGAUCAGCAGGGUCAGGAGGCACCUUUGGGUCUGCUGGAUCCUCCUUUGGAUCUGCUGGAUCCUCCUUUGGAUCUGCUGGCUCCUCCUUCCCCUCGGCAUCGGGAACGUUCGGCUCGUCGGGAUCCGCGCUGGGCUUGGGAUCCUCGGGGUCUGGCUUUGGAUCUGGAUCCACCUUUGGGGCUGGAUCAGGAUCCACCUUUGGAGCAGGGUCUGGUUCCACCUUUGGGACAGGAUCUGGAUCCACCUUUGGAGCAGGAUCUGGAUCCACCUUUGGCUCUGGAUCCACCUUUGGCUCAGGAUCCACCUUUGGCUCGGGCUCAGGCUCCUCCCUGGGGUUGGGAUCCUCAGGCUCCACCUUUGGCUCAGGCUCAGGCUCCUCCCUGGGCCUGGGAUCCUCGGGAUCAGCAGAGCUGGGGGCUGGCUCUGAUUCCCUCAUUGCCAAGAUCAACCAGCGGCUGGACCUGCUGGCCAAGGAGGGCUCGGCGGGGGACGGGCGCCAGGAGCAGGACAGCUCUUUCCGUUUCGAUUCCUUCUCGGCUCUGGACUCUCGCCCUGCCCGGGAUCCGUUCCGCCCCGGAUUCCCCCUGGGCGAGGCGGGCCCGGAGCGCGAGCGGAACUCUCCGUUCCCGGCCCGCGAUCCCGCCCGGCCCCGCGGCUCCCUGGGCCUGCUCCGCGCCACUUCCGGCCCCACUUCCGCUUCCGCUCCCUCCGUCACUUCCGGCCGCAGCCGCUUCCGGCGCCGCCUCCCGGAGCCGUUCCCGGCCGGUUCCCGUUGGAACGAGCUGCAAUUCCCGGGGAAUCCCGGCGGGAGCCGCGGGGCCCGGGGGCUGCCCUCGCUCUUCUCCCAAGCGCUGGGCCCGGACUAUCCCGACUAUCCCGACUAUCCCGACUACCCCGACUAUCCCGACUAUCCCGAGUACGAUUAUGGCGAUUAUCCCGGCGAUUAUCCCGAUUAUCCCGGCGAGCUGGGCAUGCUGGGAAUGGCGGGGAUGGGCCGCGGGCCCUACGGGAUGAGGAGGAGGGACAGGAUGGGAGCUCUGCCCUGGAACGGCGGCCUGCACAUGGCGCGGCGCCGCGGAUUCCGCGCGCGCUCCGGGGGGCGCUGGGAGCCCGAGGGGCCCCGGAAACGGAAACGGUCCCGGAGCGGGGAUGGCAACGAGGAUGGGAACGAGGAGGAGAACAAUGAGGGGAACAAUGAGGGGAAUGACACCAGGAAUGAGCCUGGGAACAAUGAUGGGAAUGAGGAUCCCAAAAAUCCCCGCAGCGACAGCGAUGGGAACGACCGGGACUCGGAGCACGGAGAUGAAGGAGAAGGAGAAGAGAAAUCCCUGGAUGAGGCAGACAGAGGAUCCGAGGAUGAGGACGAGGAGGUGAAGAAGAAACGAGAGAAGCAGAGGAGGAGGGACAGGAUGAGGGACAGGGCCAUGGACAGGAUCCAGUUUGCCUGCUCUGUGUGUAAAUUCAGGAGCCUGGAGGAGGAGGAGAUCCAGAGGCACCUGCAGAGCAAAUUCCACCGGGACACGCUGCGCUACAUCGGCACCAAACUGCCCGACAAAACCGUCCAGUUCCUGCAGGAGUACAUCGUGAACAGGAACAGGAAAAUCGAGAAGCGGCGCCAGGAGCUGACGGAGAAGGAGGGGAACAAACAGAGACCCGACCCCUUCAAGGGGAUCGGCCAGGAACACUUUUUCAAGCGCAUCGAGGCCGCGCACUGCCUGGCGUGUGACAUGCUGAUCCCGGCCCAGGGCCACCUCCUGCAGCGGCACCUGCGCUCGGCCGAGCACAACCGCAGCCGCAGGCUGGCAGCCGAGCAGUUCAAGAAGACGAGCCUGCACGUGGCCAAGAGCGUCCUGAACAACAAACACAUCGUCAGGAUGCUGGAGAGAUACCUGCAGGGCGAGGAUCCCUUCACGGACGAGCCCCCGGAGCCGGACGGGGCCGAACCCUCCCAGGACCCGCCGAAAAUUCCGGAAAAUUCCGAAAUUCCCGAAAAUUCCCCAAAUUCCCCCAAAUCCCAACAAUUCCUGCCCGGCCCAGAACAACCCCCCAGGCCCCUCCUGAUGCCCCCGUUCCUGCAGGACGACGAGGAGGAGCCGGAAAGUUCCGGAAUCACCGAGAAUUCCCGGGAAAAUUCCGGAAUGGCGGAAAAUUCCGCGACGGAAAGUGACGGAAAUUGGCGGGAAAACGACGGAAAUUGGCGGGAAAAUCCUGAAAAUUCCCAGGAAAACUCAACAGAAAAAUCACAGGAAUUGGGGAUUUCCACCCAAAACCAAACUGAGGGAGGG
Catharus ustulatus (Swainson's thrush) is the source of this 2612-nucleotide messenger RNA. It is a transcript of the gene AKAP8, whose product is annotated as A-kinase anchoring protein 8. Gene Ontology annotation, cellular component: nucleus; nuclear matrix. Gene Ontology annotation, molecular function: DNA binding; protein kinase A regulatory subunit binding. The record is from RefSeq and is a predicted model, not a curated record. The transcript has 14 exons. NCBI's taxonomy places the organism in Eukaryota, Metazoa, Chordata, Aves, Passeriformes, Turdidae. The annotation marks the transcript as partial.